UGGUCAUUUGUAUUUGGAACGCCGUAGCAGACAGAAGGACUCGGGUGAACAGCGACGAAGCGUGCGAACGGAGUGGAGCGGCUACUUUUAGCGCCCUUUUUUGUUUAAUUUUCCCCACUAACAACAACAUUUUGGCAACAUUUCGGCAACUAAAAUAUAAAAAGAAGAAGAACAUUUUCGUGCUCUAAACGCGGGAAUAUAUCAAAUAUAUAUUCCAAAUAAUAUUUGUGUUCGUAAACAAUUUUUUUCUGUUUAAACCGAUCCCCGAUAAACGAUUGAAAACAACGCGAGAAGUGAUCUUGGAAAAAGCGGUAAAGUGGCGAGGAGAGCGUGAGAACGAGAGCGACCGAGAGAGAGAGAGCGCGCCAUUCUCGCGAAAACAAAAUUCAAAAUUCAAAAUUUACGAUUCGUUUCGGUUGCAAAUAUUGGUUUUCUUCAGUUCGUACUCGUAUUAUUUUUCGACUCUGCUGUUUUGUAAUUCGCUUUAAAGAGCGGAGAGCAAGCGCGAUCAUAAAAGAGCGAAGCGAAGCAGCAGGAAAGGAGAAAGAAGGAGCAAAGAAGCAGCAGCAGCAGUCCAACGAAGAAGUGCCCAAAGCAAGGCGCAGAUAAUACAAAUACAAAAAUUUACCAAAAAACAAAAAUAUCACUUAAACAACAAAAAAAAAAAAAAAUAAACACAAACGAACGGCUUGGCCAAAGCCAACGAAAAAUCAGCGUGAGAAAAGCGGAGAAUGCAGCUUUAAAAUCCUGAAAAGAAAGAAAUGACAAACGGAAGUGGCAGCAAAAAAACGUUAACAACGACUUAUGUAGCGGUCCAUGACGAGUAUUAAAACCGAAAUGCCGCCGUUGCACGCGGCAGAGGCAUUAGCCGUUAGCAGUGACGGCGGAGGAGGAGGGGGCGGGGGAGGAUCGGGCGGAGGAUCCGGAGGAGGAUCAGCAGGAGGAUCAGGAGGCGGAGGCGGUGGAGGAGGAUCAUCUGGAGGCGGUGGCAGUGCGCCCGCCACGCCAAAUGCCACAAUAAGUGCCGCCGCCGAUUCCAGUGAUAAUCAGCCAGGAACCCCGCAACCCCCGCAGCAGCAGCAGCAGCAGCAACAGUCGACAACGCAGCAGCAACAGUUGCAGCAGCCCCAAUCGCAACAGCAGCAGCAGCAGCAACAACAACAGCAGCAGCAGCAGCAAUCCAUGGUUGAUCCUCAGCAGCAGCAAUCUUCGACGGGCAUCACCCAUCAGCCGUAUGCCACACACCACAUGUACUCCUCCACCGGCGGACAGCAGCAGCAGCAGCAGCAGCAGAUCUACGGCGGCCUCUACGGCGGCGAGAUGCAGCAGCAGCAGGGGUACGCCAGCAGCUACAUAAACAGCUACGAGCAGUUCUACCAGCAGCAGCAACAGCAACAGCAGCAGCAGCAGGGCUCCACGGACUACGCCUCCUUCGGGGGCUUGGAUUACGGCAAGAGCUCCGGGGUGCGCUACCAUCCCUACCUGCAGACGCCCACUUCCGGCGGACUGGUGGGCGGCCUGCCCACCGCCAGUGCGGCUCAGUCGCAGGAGGAGGCGGGCAGCGGGGGCGGGAACGCGGUGAGCACCACCACAACGGUGCCGAUGAGUCCGCGGGUGGUGAGCAGCAGCAGUCCCACCUCCACGUCCUCGCAUUUGCAGCUCGGCGGCAGUUCGAGCGGCCAAACUCCGGGCUCCCCGGGCGGUGGAGCCACCGGCGGUUGCAAGUUGCAGUGCAAGAAGUGCGGCAUCCUCACCACCAACGAAUCGGAGCUGCAGGAGCACAUAGCCAAUGUCCAUGGGGAGUCGCCGUACGGGAGCAGCGGCUACGCCAGUUCCCCGUACAUCAAGGAGGAGAUGCCGACGCCGCAGCCACCGGGCGUCGGUUCCGCCGCCGCCAAUCCCGGCGAGCUGCUCGACCUGGACUCCCAGAAGAUGGUCUACCACCAGCAGCUGCUGCAGCAGCAACAGCAGCAGCAGCAGCAGCAGCACGACGCAGUGGUCGGCCUCCCACUGGGCGCCCUGCCCGAUCCCCUCCACUCGAUGCAGUCCAUGCAGCAGCGAGCCCUCCACAGCUGGGAGCAGCAGCAGCCGCCGCAGCAGGCCAUCGGCUCCGUGGAGGGACUGCCGCCCUACAUGCACGGCCAGCACGGACUGGGUCUGGGUGUGGGCGUCGGCGUGGGCGUGGGCGUGGGCGUGGACAAGUCACCCUACUACUCGCCGAAGCAGUCGCCGUACCACCAAUCGGCGGCCACGCUGAUCAAGCAGGAGUACGGCGGCCACGGGCUGAUCAAGUCCGAGUACCCCGACUCGCAGCACUACGUGGACAAGUCCUUCGAUCCGACGGUGAGUGGGAACGGAGCUCCCGAGCUCUGCACCAGCGUGGCCACCAGUCCGGCGGAGUUCCCCAGCACCACGACGGGCGGCGGUCAGGACUCGUCGGCGGGCGCCGGCGGUGCUCCCAACUAUCGCGGCUUCGAGCCACCCAGCUCCAGUUCGGUGCUCCCGGCCAACAGCCUGACGGCCAAGGCGGCCACCUGGAAGUCGAACGAGGCCCGCCGGCCGAAGACCUACAACUGCACCGCCUGCAACAAGUGGUUCACCAGCUCCGGCCACCUGAAGCGCCACUACAACACGACGCUGCACAAGAACGCGGUGAAGUCGAGCGGCCAGCCGGAUCCGGCCACGCUGCCCAUUUCGGCGCACCACCAUCCCGCUCGCGAUCCGGUGACGAAGCCCAGUCGCCGGGGCAAUGCCGCCGCAGCAGCAGCCGCCGCAGCGGCAGCAGCAGCCGCCUCGGCUGGCGGCGGACAGCAGCAGCAGCAGCAGCAAGUGCCGCAACCGCCGCCGCCGGCCAAUGUACCGCCGCCGGAGCCGCCGAGAAGUCCGCCCGAUUAUGGGGGAGGAGGAGGCGGUGGCGGUGGCUUGGGCGUGGGAGCGAUGGGCGGCGCUGCCAUGUCCCAGUACUCGACCUCGCCCUCGCCCACGCAGCAGCAUCACAUGAGCCACCAUCAGCAGCAGCAGCAGCAGCAGCAGGCUAAUGGUUAUGCCAAUGGCACGGCCAAUGGCUAUGGCUACAUGCAGCAACAAGUGCAAUCCACGACAAACGCUUCACCACAGCACGCUUCCAAUCAGCAGCAGCAGCAGCAGCAACACCAUCAGCAGCAGCAGCAGCAACAGAUGCCACAGCAUCACAACUCCGUUCUGAACGGUCACCCAAACGGGCUAGCAGGUCCCUCCGCCCCACACAACAACAACAACACCAUCCAAAUGCCGUCCUCCCAAAUGAGGGGCCUGCUGAACGAAACAACAACCACGCCGCCGCCGCCACCAACAACAACAACGCCACCAGCAAUAGCACAACAAGCCACAGCAGCAACAACAGCAACAGCAACCACAGCAACAGCAACAGCAAUCCGAGCAGCACAAAUCACAGCAGCAACGGCGGCAGCUACAAAGACCGAGCAAAUGGAGGACAGCAAUCACACUCAAUCAUCACACACCCUCACCCACUCGCACAUCCACUCGCACACGCACACACACAUGGACACGCACACGCACUUGGACAGCAGGAGCAACAGCUGCAGCAACAGCAACAGCUCAAUGGCCACGGAGGAGGCGGAGGAGCAGGAGCUCCUCCAUCGGGAUCCCUCGGAAUCGGGGGACGAUCACCUGCAUCAGCAGCAGCAGCAGGUGGAGCAGCAAUAUCUGCUAACCUCGCGCCACUAUCACAACAGCACGCCCAACAGCAACAGCAGCAGCAGCAACAACAGCAGCAGCAACAGCAACAGCAGCAGCAGCAGCAACAUCAAUCGCAGCUCGCCCCUUACUAUCUACCGACAGGAGCCGCUGGGAACGGAUUUCUCGCGCACCACCACGCGCACCACCAUCACCCCGCCGCCGCAGCCGCUGCCGCCUAUGGGAAUGCUGCCGCCUAUGGGAAUGGACUACAACAUGCUGGCUUUGGAUAUGCCCAUGCCCAUGCCCACGCUCAUGCACAGCAGUAUGCUGCAGUGCAGCAGCACCAGCACCACGCCGCUAGCUACUACCAUCACCACCAGUAUGCCGCCGCAGGACACUAUGCCGCAGCCGCAGCAGCAGCAUCAUCUGCUGCACCACUACCACCCGGCGGCAGCAGCAGCAGCAGCGGCGUCGGCGGUGCUCCAUCCGCAUCAGCAGCAGGAUCAGGAGGAGCAGCAGCAUCAGCUGCAGGAGCAACAGCAGCAGCAGCAGCUGGAUCACCAACUGGAUCAGCAGCAGCAGCAGCAGCAUCAAGCGCUAAUCCUGGCGGACAGUUUGCCGCACAGCAGCAGUUCGCCCACCAGCAGCUGCCCAACUCCGCCGCAGCAGCAGCCGCUCAUGCCGCUCACCACCAUCACAGCGCCGCAGCUGCUGCCGCUGCAGCCGCCGCCGCCGCACAUCACCAGCACCAUGCCCAUGCCGCCCACCAUGCACAUGCCGCCCAUCAUGCCGCCGCCGCCGCCAUGCUACCAGCAGCUGCAGCCGCUGGACCCCACAAUGAGCUAUCACACUAUUAUUGGUAGUGGCUCCACUCCACUGCCGGACCACGCCUCCCCCUACGGCGGCGGUCACCACCACGCCCAGCUGGCCACCACCAGCGACGGCCAGAUCCUCCAGCUGAUCCAGCCCACCUCGCUGUUCGCUCCGUACGCGCCCAUUUCGCCCUACUCGGUGGCCGCCCAGCGGUCGCCGCAGGAGGGCGACCUGCCGCCGGUCCACACGCUGACCACCGCCCUGCACGCCCACCAGCAGGGCGGCCAGCAGGAGGCGCAGACGACCACGCUGACGGUGCUAUCGACGCCCUACUCGCCCACGGUGAGCAGUUCGCGGGCAACGCCUGCGCUGGACAUGGACAUGGCCACGCUGAUGCAGCAGCAGCAGCAGCAGGACUACGAGAUGGAGCAGUACCACCAGCUGCAGCACCAGCAAAUGGAGCAGAUGGAGCAACUCCAGCAGCAGCAGCAGCAGCAGCAACUGGAGCAGCAGCAACAGCAGCAAUUGCUGGCGGCGGAACCGCAGACCCAGAUUCUGGGACAGCAAAGUGUGCCGAAGAAGCGACGCAAUGCGGUGACUCCAUCGACCACGACCACGACGACGAAGAGGCGGAGGAACAGCAGCGUGGGCUCCACGUCGCCGCACUCGACCACGCUGCCAUCGGGGAGGAUCAAGUGUCUGGAGUGCGACAAGGAGUUCACCAAGAACUGCUACCUGACGCAGCACAACAAGAGCUUCCACUCCGCAUCCAGGAGGCAGUCGAAAUCGAGAACAUCUAUAUACUCGGCCCAGCGACGGAUCAAAAUUUAAGCGAAUUGAAUUAUUUCGGACAAGCCGUUGAUCUUGGGCCAAUUUCAUUUUAUUUUUUGGGCAAGAAUACGCCACAAAAGUACACAUCAACUUAAACCCCCGAUCAUCAUUGACAACAAGGACUUCAGGAUCACAAAAGAAGCUUUCUCCCUUCACCUAAAAAUAUAUAUUUUUUUUCCAUUUUAAGAACUAUUUUCGGUUGAAAUAUUUUAGUGCAAUAAGUGGAUUUGUCAUUUUUUUUUGCGAAAGGAACGUACUAAAGAUUCCCCGAAAAUCUCUUAGUGCAAAUUUAGAUUAACAAUCGCCUACCCUCGUUUAUGAAUAUGAAUGUGCAACAAGAAAAUAUGAUAAAAAUGGGCACUUUUAAGCCCAUCUUAUCGAACGCUCCUGGCCAUUAUUCCAAAUUACAAAACAAACAAUUGCAAUUGCAUUCAUUUAGCUGUAAAUAGGCGUAAAAAGGAUUCACGGACUAAAAUGAAGAAAGCGGAAGGAAGCAGCAGGAUAUUGUCUCCUAUAUCAACAUUGUGCAUAUCAUUUAUUGGGCAAAACGGAAAAACAAUAAUUAAACUUAAAUAGCAAAAGGUUAAAAAGCAGGAGAGGCAAUACUUUUAGUUGAAAUUGAAUUGAAUCGAUUCGCUUUGCGAAACGCAUCUCAUCCGUCAGUUGGGAGUGUUUACUGUGCAAUACAAAGUACUAACUAUACUUUUUUUUUUUCAUGUGUAAACUCGAAAUGUUAAGGACGAAACGCGAUUACGAAAGGAUUACCUCGGCAAAAGCAAAAGCAGCUCAAAAAGUAAUAGAAAUCUACCUCGUUAGCAAUACGAAAAAUACAAAUGAAAAUACAUAUACAAAUGCAAGACAGCUAAAAAAUAUAUAUUUUAGUUUGAAUCUUAUUUGGAAAUGAGAGAAAAGAAAAAAAAAAAACGAAAUCGAAGAAAAUGUCAACUAAUUAUACGUAAAACUAAAGCAAAUAACUUUAAAUAUAAUUGUUUAUAUAUGCUAUUUAUACACACACCUAUACAUAUAUACGAAGGAUACUUCUAGGCUUAAUACACCACACCACACCACCCCCCUCCCCCUCCCCCUGGGCCACCCAUCCCCCCAAAAUCCUCGAGUUGCGCAACAAUUGUCAUCAGUUUAAAUUUGAAUCUUUACAGUUUGGCCAGCUAAUCAUGAAUUUGUUGCUCAUAUGACAACGCAACCACGCCCACUCCCACGCCCACUACGGGGGGCGGUGGCCCAAGGUGAUAAAAGGGGGCGUGGCCGAAAAAGAAGAAGGGAGCAGUAGAGUUGCCACCCUCUGAGAGAAAAACAAAGAACACCUCCCAUCUCAACCUUCUAUCUUACAACGAAAAUCCAAUUGAGAUGUGGAAACAAAUCAAGUGAUUUUUAUACUUCUGCAAGGAUCCUGUAAUGUAUCACUUAAAUAAACUAUUUGUCUGCUAUUUUCAACUAAAUAAAUUUAAGCAAAUCCAUUUAGAAGUUUACUCGCCAUAAAUAAAUCCAUUAAAAUGUAAUUCAACUUACCAAAAUCUCAUAAAGAACAAGAACCUUGCAGGAUUAUUAAAUACUUUCGGAUCACCGAAUCGAUUUUUCCUUCCCUGAACUUGAACAAGUUUUGUUUGUGUUUAGAAUUAAAUUAAAGCGUAAAUAUAGUUUUUUUUUUAAAAGCAGAACACCUAAGCAAUAAUUGAUGCAGGCAAACUCUUUGGUUCAGACUAAAACGAUUCUUUCGAUCUAAGCCAAAUGCAAUUUCUCGAGAGAAAACGAAAGCUUAAAGAAAAACAAAGAAAAAAAGAGAGAAACUAAAAACAUAUUUGAAUUAUGUAGCAACUACAUGUUAAAUUUUAGCAAUUAAUUAUUAAAUAAAACAAAAAUGGGAGCACAAAACCCGCAUGAAACCUACAAAUUAUACACACAUAUACGAAUAUGAUGAUCGGGUAUAUUUAAUGGACAUUUUUAAGAAGCACCAAGUGAAGAAACAAACACUGAAACCGCCAAAGAGUUUAUAGGAAAAGUUGAACAAUCGCCAAAUGCAUAAUCCAUAUGUGGGUUUAUCUUUCACAAACCGAAUGAAUUUUUCCCAGUUUCCGAAUAUUUCCACUUGAUUUCAUAAUUGCCAGUGAUCUGGAUAAAAUUUAAAGGAAAAAUACCAAUCGAUUUGUGGAAGAAUAGCCUGCAUGUGCGUAGUAGGAAUUCGAAAAACAAAUAAUUCUACAAGGAACCGUGUACCUCUCUCUCCACCAACAAUCACCCAAAAACAAAAAGCAAAUGAAAAUUGAAAAUUGAAAAGAAAAGCACACAGACAAAGGUAUAUUAAAGUCAGAAUCUUAAGCGAUAAAUACCAAUUAUUUUUUGUGGAUGUUGUGUGUGCGUGUGCAUUGAUAUUUGUACAUUUUUACAAGCAAACUUAUAAGCAAACUCCUCAGAUGCCAGCGCAACAGGCCAAAUAAACCAGAUAAACCAAGGAAACCCCAACUUGUGUCAUGAAUUUUAACAAAAUGAUUUUAUAUAAUAAAAGUUAGGAAAACUCAGUGUUAAAUGGUUUGGCAUCAGGCCAAUGCCAUGUAUAACGAUAUAUACAUAUAUAUAUAUCUCAAUGUACCCCAAAAACCAAGAAAAACCAAAAAUCGGAACCCAGAUUGUAAUCGUAGGAUCCGCAACCAAAUGAAUUUAUGCACGAGCAUCGCAAGCAGUGAAAAUCAGUCGAAAUUGGCUCCCUAUUCGUGUAUCGCUAUAGUAAACCUGUACAUAGAUUUAUGUGUACGAUGCAUAUGAGCCACGGGUCUCCCCCCUUUCCAAAACCCUUUACACCCAAGGAGAAACCGAAAUUGUCAAGCCCAAAGUAUUGGAUGCGAAACAUGACAGAAAAAAAAAUGAUUUUUUUUGAACCGAAAUAAAGAAUGUAAACUACA
Messenger RNA from Drosophila ficusphila, 8237 nucleotides. RefSeq names its product AF4/FMR2 family member lilli (gene zld). The record is from RefSeq and is a predicted model, not a curated record. The transcript has 3 exons. Bases 817 to 5322 code for a protein of 1501 amino acids. NCBI's taxonomy places the organism in Eukaryota, Metazoa, Arthropoda, Insecta, Diptera, Drosophilidae. Gene Ontology annotation, biological process: regulation of transcription by RNA polymerase II. Gene Ontology annotation, molecular function: RNA polymerase II cis-regulatory region sequence-specific DNA binding; DNA-binding transcription factor activity.